CGGCUCGGCAACAUCCCUCACGCCUAUUGGUCGAGCGCGGCCUGCCCAACCAAUGGGGAGAGGGGUUGUUACAGGAGACGCCGCCAUCUUCGGGCGGUCGGCGGUCGGUGGGCAGGCAGCCGAGAGUCCGCGUCCCGGCCGAGAUGCCGCAGUACCAGACCUGGGAGGAGUUCAGCCGCGCGGCCGAGAAGCUCUACCUGGCGGACCCGAUGAGAGCACGGGUGGUUCUCAAAUAUAGGCACGCUGAUGGGAAUUUAUGUAUUAAAGUAACAGAUGAUUUAGUUUGUUUGGUGUACAGAACAGAUCAAGCCCAAGAUGUGAAGAAGAUUGAGAAGUUCCACAGUCAGCUGAUGCGACUUAUGGUAGCCAAGGAGUCCCGCAGUGUUGCUAUGGAAACAGACUGACAGUAUGAAAUGGAGACUCUGUUUGUAGGAAGUAAAUAUCUUUUGAAAGUGGGAAAGUACUGGGACAGAAAAUCCUUUCUGUAACUGAGUGGGCUGUUCAGAAGCCGAGAGGUCAUUUUUUUGUAUUUUCUUUUUAAUGUUUAUCUUAGAGCUGUGGAAUAUAAGUGUUAGAGAACUAUCAGUUUUUGGAAAUUGAACAAGAAAUGCAUCUAUCUUAGAAACUAAUUUGAUGUUGGGCAGAAUGAUGUAUAAGUGUUUCUCUGGUAAAUAUGUAUCAGUAAUUUCAAAAUGAAAUACCAAGAAGAGCCAGUUCUUAAAUUUAGUUCAUCUGCCUUUAAGAGAAAAUUAAAUGUAAUCAUUUUAGUGGAUCGUUAUAUUUCUUUGGAGCCUAAACUUGCACUGUUGAUAACCAAUAAAUAUAUACGAUAACUGGAAUUAACUGCACAGUAUUAAUCUGAAUUAUUUUAAUCAGAAAGUUUAAUUGCUAGUAGUGUAGUCUCAAUUAUGUCUAAAAGUAGAUAUGAGUAGCAGGUGUGCUUUACCUUAAGCUUUCUGGGUUUAAACUGUAUUUUAAUUGGUAGUAUCAUUAGCUUGUUGAGCAAUGACUGACUUUGAAUCUAGUUUUCAAUGAUGAAAAACAGAAGCAGUCAUCUGAAUCCAUGGGCAGAAUGAUGACUCCUGUGGUGGACUGGACCACAGUGUGACAGAUAAUUUACUACGUGUUUCCCACCUGUAGUUUCUCAGAAGGACUGCAGAGUAUUCUAGCUGUUAAAUCUUUGUGCUCUGGUACUUUGCCCAUUUUGCCUAUAACUAAGAUGGUAAGUAUGGCUAUCACAGCUGUUGUGUUUAUCCUGUAUCUGUAAUCUCAUUUUGCUGUCCAGAGGUAAUGUUCACAGGUAGAUUCCUCUGAGUUAAAUGCUGGCACUGCAUUAAAAUGUUUUCUGUAGAGAUUCAUCUCAGUGAAUAACAUUUUAGGAUAGAAAGUUACAUUAGCCAUAAGAAUUUUUACAUGUUUCAGAGAGAUCGUUAAAUAAAAUAGUACAUAAAUAUA
Messenger RNA from Heterocephalus glaber (naked mole-rat), 1455 nucleotides. RefSeq names its product signal recognition particle 9 (gene Srp9). Gene Ontology annotation, molecular function: 7S RNA binding. Gene Ontology annotation, cellular component: signal recognition particle, endoplasmic reticulum targeting. The record is from RefSeq and is a predicted model, not a curated record. NCBI's taxonomy places the organism in Eukaryota, Metazoa, Chordata, Mammalia, Rodentia, Bathyergidae. Gene Ontology annotation, biological process: negative regulation of translational elongation; SRP-dependent cotranslational protein targeting to membrane.